This is a messenger RNA of Penicillium samsonianum, 735 nucleotides long. RefSeq lists its product as uncharacterized. The coding region runs from base 1 to 735 and encodes 244 amino acids. Lineage: Eukaryota; Fungi; Ascomycota; Eurotiomycetes; Eurotiales; Aspergillaceae. The transcript has a single exon. The record is from RefSeq and is a predicted model, not a curated record.
AUGGAACCAAGGCCAACCAUCAAGUUCAAGCUGAAUGGAGUAUCUAAAUCCGGGGCUGAUGUCGAUCACUUGGAACUCCAAGCUUGCUAUCGCGCUCUCGACAACCUGCGGAGCUUAUUGUUUCAAGCACCGAUGCUGGAGCUUCUGAAAGACCAAAUCGAGGAAGGAAACCGCUAUUUUGAAUCGCUGAUUCGAGCCUCUCGAGGGGAAUUCAGAGAAUGCAGAACAUACAUGAAAGUAACCGGGGUCUCAGCGACAGAGAUGAGAACAAUCUGCAGCCGCUGGCAGCUUUCCCAGCCCAUCGAUGAGAUGGCACGAACGUUUAUAUUCCCAACGCACCCGGAGAACUAUGUGGUUAUGCAUUCACCAGGAGCUCCCGCCAGAAGUGGACCAGACUGCGGGGUGCAGGUCAUCGGGGAGCACAUGGCCAAGGUUCGAUUUGUUGAUAUCAUGGGCAGCGGACAGAUUCCCAAGUGGAUGGCGGGGCAGCGAGAGGAGGAGUAUGAAAUGGUGGAGUACUUGGUCGGGAAACUUGACAGUGGGAGCAAGUUCUUCUAUAUCAUGAACGAAUUCAUGGAUACCGAGGGUGGUUGCAAGAUCAAGCUGCGGGCCUUUUUCCCCUCUGCUUCGCCCUGGUCAUUGGUCAAUCAACAUGCUGAGCAUCUUGCAGUCGAGUUUCGAAAUCUUCUCCAAAUGGUUUAUGGGGCCAUCGAGGAACUCGAAGACAGCUAUUGA